AUGGCCUACUCCUACUCCCACACCAACAGCAACACCCUAACCCUCCUCCCCGACAAAACCCGCACCAACCAAGACCAGCUUCCCUGGGGUGCCGUCAGGUACAACAACCCUUCCCGCCGGCCCUUCGGCGCCUUCGCGUCGUGCCACGCGCCCAUCCCGCCGCCUCUGAGCGCGCGCUUCUGCAUCCCGCCCGAGGAGGCGGAACGCAAGAGAAAAAACGACGAGUGGGUCGCGCGCCAGCUGGAGCUGUAUGCGAUGCCGGGCGCGGCGUGGGUGUCGCGGGAUGGCACCCGUCAGGAAGAGGAAGAGGAGGAUGAUGAUGGAGGAGAGGAAGGAAGUGAAGCAGAGAGCGAUGGAGCGCGAGGCAUGACGACAACGACAACCUCAGUCCCGCUAAAACAGCUCCUGUACCACGCCUUCCGCGCCGAGGUAUCCCGAGGCGGGCAGCGAUCGCUCCUCCUCUUCCUCCAGCACGUCCAGCAGCUCGCGUCAUCGAUCGCGUCGUCGCAGCGGCUGCGGCCCAUCAAGCUCGCACUCCUGGUCGUCGCGACCAUCUGGGUGCUCGGCAUGGGAGUCUUGUACGCGGCGGAGGCGCUGUUGGAGGAGGACGACGGCAAGUUGAAGGGCGAGCUCGGUUAUGUGCUGGUGCCUGACUUCAAGAGCUGGAGUGUCGCGCAGCCGCAGCGCUGCUGA
Molecule: messenger RNA, 693 nt
Organism: Anthostomella pinea
Lineage: Eukaryota; Fungi; Ascomycota; Sordariomycetes; Xylariales; Xylariaceae
Source: the annotation of a GenBank genome assembly